Messenger RNA from Panicum hallii, 2257 nucleotides. RefSeq names its product pyruvate kinase isozyme A, chloroplastic-like. Lineage: Eukaryota; Viridiplantae; Streptophyta; Magnoliopsida; Poales; Poaceae. Gene Ontology annotation, molecular function: pyruvate kinase activity; potassium ion binding; magnesium ion binding. The coding region runs from base 213 to 1940 and encodes 575 amino acids. Gene Ontology annotation, biological process: glycolytic process. Gene Ontology annotation, cellular component: chloroplast stroma; cytoplasm. The transcript has 7 exons. The record is from RefSeq and is a predicted model, not a curated record.
CGCUAUGCUUCGUAUACGGCUGUGUCUUGAUUUGCGGUAUCACGUAUGAAACUGAAGUGGACACAACCGCCAGCUCACUCCUCCACGUCACGCUCCUGCGGCGACGCUCCCCAAGCGAGCUGGGAGCCUGCCUCGCAAUCUCCGCCACCCCAUCGAAGAAGGUUGUCACGCGCCACCGCAUCUCCCUCCACUCCCCCGCCACCGCCACCGCCAUGGCCGCCGCCGCGCACUCCCUCCUGCACCCACCAGCGGCCCGCAAGGGCGCCGCGCCCUCGCCCCUCUCCCAUCCCUCCCCUUCCCCCUUCCUCCGCUUCCCGGCCGCCACGCGCCCCCGCCUACCCCACCUCCACCGCCUCCGCUCCGCCUCCCCGGCCGCCGCCUCCGACCUCACCGCCUUCCCCAACCCGAACGGCAUCCUCGCGCCCAUCGACGUGGACGCCGCCACGGAGGCCGAGCUGCGGGAGAACGGGUUCCGGAGCACGCGCCGCACCAAGCUCGUCUGCACCGUGGGCCCGGCCACCUCGUCCCCGGAGCAGCUCGAGGCGCUCGCCGUCGGCGGGAUGAACGUGGCGCGCGUCAACAUGUGCCACGGGGACCGGGAGUGGCACCGGGGCGUCAUCCGCGCCGUCAGGAGGCUCAACGAGGAGAAGGGCUUCGCCGUCGCCGUCAUGAUGGACACCGAGGGUAGCGAGAUCCACAUGGGGGACCUCGGCGGCGCGGCCUCGGCCAAGGCGGAGGUGAGGUGCCUGUAUGAUGGAGAAGUCUGGACAUUUAGCGUUAGAGCAUUUGAAUUGCCUCUCCCAGAACGAACUAUUAAUGUGAACUAUGAUGGGUUCGCUGAAGAUGUGAGAGUUGGUGAUGAGCUUCUUGUGGAUGGUGGAAUGGCUCGAUUUGAGGUGAUUGAGAAGUUAGGACCUGACGUUAAGUGUCGCUGCACGGAUCCUGGUUUAUUGUUGCCACGUGCGAAUCUUACAUUCUGGCGUGAUGGCAGUAUUGUCCGUGAGAGGAAUGCUAUGCUUCCUACAAUUUCAUCAAAGGAUUGGCUUGACAUAGACUUUGGAAUUGCCGAAGGUUGUGAUUUCAUCGCCGUUUCAUUUGUCAAGUCUGCAGAAGUAAUUAAACAUUUGAAAAGCUACAUAGCUGCAAGGAGUCGUGGCAGUGAUAUAUCAGUCCUUGCGAAAAUUGAGAGCAUUGACUCUUUAAAGAACCUGGAGGAGAUCAUCCGAGCAUCAGAUGGUGCCAUGGUAGCCAGAGGGGAUAUGGGGGCACAGGUUCCCUUAGAGCAGGUCCCCUCAAUACAGCAAAAGAUAGUUCAACUGUGCAGGCAGCUCAACAAGCCAGUCAUUGUUGCUUCUCAGCUCCUCGAAUCAAUGAUCGAGUAUCCUACACCCACAAGGGCUGAAGUUGCUGAUGUUUCUGAAGCUGUCCGCCAGCGUGCGGAUGCUCUAAUGCUUUCUGGUGAGUCAGCAAUGGGGAGAUAUCCAGAGAAGGCUCUUAGUGUUCUUAGGAGUGUUAGCCUCAGGAUUGAGAAGUGGUGGCGGGAGGAGAAGCGCCAUGAGGCACUGGAACUUCAAGGAGUUUCAUCUUCCUUCUCUGACAAGGUAUCAGAAGAAAUCUGCAAUUCGGCAGCUAAAAUGGCUAACGGCUUGGGAGCAGACGCCGUUUUUGUUUUCACGAAGACUGGCCACAUGGCCUCCCUGCUCUCACGAUGCCGUCCUGAUUGUCCUGUUUUCGCCUUCACAACCUCGACAUCCAUCAGGAGGCGUCUGAACCUCCAGUGGGGGCUCAUCCCCUUCCGCCUUAGCUUCUCCGACGACAUGGAGAGCAACCUGAACCGCACCUUCUCCCUGCUCAAGGCCAGGGGCAUGAUCCAGUCAGGGGACCUGGUCAUCGCGCUCUCCGACAUGCUGCAGUCCAUCCAGGUGAUGAACGUACCCUAAGAAAGAGCCAUUUAUCUCCGCACUGCCCCGUCAUCUAUGAGAUGAUCAGAUGAGAUGGAAUACGUAUUUUAUCGGCACCUUGGAGGACAGUUCCUUGCACUGAAAAUUUUCACUUUCACCCUGUAUUAGAUGCUAGGCAUGACUAGAGAACGGUAGCAAUAAUUUGCGGCUUUCUGCCUGUUGUAAAACUGUUAUGCUGUUAUUGCUUCUAGGCUUUAUAGUCCGACCUUGGGGUGACUUUGAUGUGCAAGCUUGAGUCUCGCUGUGUUCCGUGAUGGGCUUAUAGGUAUGCAAAUCUUGCAUCCUGUUUGAAUUCA